Episyrphus balteatus (marmalade hoverfly) is the source of this 1441-nucleotide messenger RNA. Its product is annotated as arrestin domain-containing protein 17-like. The transcript has 6 exons. Gene Ontology annotation, cellular component: cytoplasm. Gene Ontology annotation, biological process: protein transport. Bases 165 to 1292 code for a protein of 375 amino acids. The record is from RefSeq and is a predicted model, not a curated record. Lineage: Eukaryota; Metazoa; Arthropoda; Insecta; Diptera; Syrphidae.
AUCAAACUAUAGAUAAUGGUCAACAAAACGUUAUUGUUUUUAGAAAAAAGUGACUCAUUAUUCUGUUAUCACUCCGUGCGUUUUGUUCCACGUGAUUAAUUCAAAAUAAAUAAACAAAAUAAGCUUUUUAGCAAUCUUCAACAAUAUUCGAUUUCAUUCACAAAAUGGGUAUCAGAUUUGAAAUUCUCUUCGAAGAAAAUGCGAACGGAACGUAUUUUACGGGUCAAGUAGUGAAAGGUCGAGCUAUAAUACACGUGGAUCAGGAGAUUCCAAUUAAAGGAGUUCAGUUGCGAGUACGAGGAAAUGCAAGAGUUAGAUGGGAAGAAGAUGACGCUGAUGGAAAAUCAUCAGAUACACAUUUUGACGAAGAAAAAUACUUCGAUACGGUUACAGAAUGCAUUGAUACAAAAGGUCAUGAACAAAUUCUCAACUCUGGGACACAUGUCUUCAAUUUUGAAUGUGCUCUGCCAUCAGAAUGUCCUUCAUCAUUUGAAGGCCGUUAUGGCCGAAUACGUUAUGAUACAAAAAUAAUUAUUAUACGUCCGCUGGCGUUUAACAAAUCCUAUUCAAUGGGAUUUAGUGUACUGAAAGUUUUUGAUUUAAAUCAAUACCCCGAAUUGAGAAUUCCAGCAAAAAUGGAAGAAUUUAAAAAUUUCUGCUGUGGACCAUGUAAAUCAAGACCUCUAGUCCUUUCAUUAGAAAUUCAAAAAACCAGCUACGUUCCUGGAGAAUUUAUCGAAUUUAAAACAAAAUUCGUAAAUAACAGCAGCACAAAAGUAGAGCAAUUGUAUGUAACUUUGAACCUUGUUGCUUUAUACUCAGUAAGACAUCGUAUUAAUACAAAAACUGAAAAAAUUCAUAUUGCUAAAAAAAAGUAUGGAGCAUUUGACAAAGACAUAUUUGAGGUAAAAGAAAAUUUUCAAGUGCCACCAACUCCUCCAACUUGCAUUGGACUUUGUCCAAUUAUUAAAAUAUCAUACGAAGUUGCUGUUACGGCAAAAGUAAAAGGAGCGCAUUUAAAUCCAAUUGUUGUAAUUCCAGUAAUAAUUGGUAAUAUUCCUUAUGUUGAACAGUCAGCUAAUUUAUCUGAGAAAAAUUUAAUUGCAAAUUUGACCAAGGGUGUAGCACCUGUACCCUGCAUUGAUGCGGAAAUUUCUCCACCAUCUUAUGAAGAAGCAACUUAUGUACAAAAUAUUCCAACUGCACCACCUAAUCUUGAGAAUACAACUCAAACAGAUAAGACUAAGGAAAAGUUUACUCCGAGAUAUGCAUUUUAUAGCAUAGACUCUUAACAAAAUAUUGGAAAUAAGAAAAGAAAAAACCGAUUAAGAUUAUUUAUUAUUAAGUCUAGAAAAAUAAGAUGCAUAUAUGUUUUUUUUUUUUUGUUUAAUAUACGCUUAUAUAAUACUAAUACUGUAGUCGGGAAAUUUUCGUUUCCGAC